This is a messenger RNA of Yarrowia lipolytica CLIB122, 963 nucleotides long. RefSeq lists its product as uncharacterized. The record is from RefSeq and is a predicted model, not a curated record. NCBI's taxonomy places the organism in Eukaryota, Fungi, Ascomycota, Dipodascomycetes, Dipodascales.
AUGUCCCUGCUACAAUCUAUCCAGCAAAGCUACCAUGCUAUCGGAGUGCCCUUCUCUCAGGCCCUGUCCCGUUUUGAGCCUCAGUAUGUGUCCGAGGCCAACUUCGCCAUUGACGCCAACUGCCAGACGGCCUGCAACUUCGUUACUGCUGAUAACUCCACUUUCGAGUCUGUGAUUACUGACUACCGACAGAGCAACACCACCAUCGAAGAGCUUCUCCAGGAGUCUUCUACUUCUAAUGAAGACUUUGCGAAGCUCACUACUGCCGGGUUCGCUAAGUUCCUCCAGUCUGGGCAGCUGCGUCACUCUCAUGCCAUGACGCAGAUUGUCUCCAAGGACGCAAGAAACGCCACUGUUAACGACGGAGGUGACAUGGGCGGCGGAGCUGGAAUUGACGAUCAGGAUGGAGACUCUUCCUCCAGCGCAGCUGGCACUCCUACCACCCUGGCUGUGGCCACUCCUACCUCAUCUUCCGAAGUUUUGGUUCAGAAACUCAAGGAGGAGCUGAGACAAGCGCUGAGUGACCUUUUUGAGCCUUACGAUUAUUCACAGCUGGGUCUGUCUAUGACAAACGGAGACACCCAGGCUACCGGUGGUCCUCUUUCUGUCGGCUAUCACAAGCGAUCAGACACCUUCCGACUCCACUUUGCUACCCGAGACGUGAAGGGCUACCAGAACGGAGUUAAGAUGGUCAUUUCUCCGAUUCGAGACGACCAGAGCGCCUAUGACAAGCUCAAGAACUGGGAGGAAGGCAUGAUCAAAGGCAUCCAGCAGGCAUUGGACCUCUAUGCUUCCAAGGGAGAUGUCAUUGUGGGUGCUUUCACGGACGACAACAAAACCCCGUGGGGCGCCUACUCUAUUCGAGGAGAUUCUGGAGAUUUUACCGAUGCGUGGGAGCAGCCUAGCUUCUGCGGGGCUCUCUCUGUUACCUUCUGCCAGUGCGGAGGUAACUGCUCCUUGUAA